AUGGCAUCGCGAAUACUUGGAAGCGAGGCUGUUGAAGCCAGACUCUGGCUGCCGCCCAUAUCUUUAGCCGAAGCAACAUCUUCACUUUCCCAACAUGUGGCAAUCUUUGCCCGAGAGGACAAGGCCAAGGACAAGGCAGGGCUUGGAAUAGUCAGUUUCUUGACCGCUAUUGGCGUGGCUUUGGCAGUAUUUGCUGCACAAUUUUCCUUGUUUGCAUUACUUCGCAACAAACUAGCGAGAAUAUUCAAGCCUAAAACCUAUCUUGUUCCUGAGCGAGAACGAACCGAGCCACCACCGAGAAAUUUAGUAGCCAUGAUCCGUGCAAUGAUUCUCUACGACGAGCGGGAGGUUAUCAAAAAGUGCGGGUUGGACGCCUACUUCUUCCUGCGUUAUUUAAAAACGCUUCUCGUCAUCUUCAUACCAAUAUGCUUCGUGGUAUUACCGAUCUUGAUUCCCAUCAACUAUGUCGGUGGCCAAGGUCGUGAUAUCGCUAUUGAUGACAGUGCCAGAAACUCAAGUACAGGUCCUACUGGCCUGGACACCUUGGCAUGGGGAAACAUCACUGCGCAAAACACUAGCCGCUACUCGGCUCAUCUAAUAAUGGCCAUCCUUGUUGUUAUUUGGGUAUGCACGGUAUUUUUCUUUGAACUUCGAGUUUACAUCAAGAUUCGCCAAGAUUAUCUUGCAAGUGCCGAGCACCGUCUUCGAGCUUCCGCAACGACUGUUCUCGUCAGCGGAAUUCCCAAAAAAUGGCUAACCGAAGAAGCCCUCCUGGGUUUGUUUGAUGUGUUGCCAGGAGGCAUACGAAAUCUAUGGAUCAAUAGAGACUUGACCGUACUCCUGGAUAAGAUUUCUCUCCGGGAUAAUAUUCAUAAGAAGCUGGAGUCUGCAGAGACAGAUCUCAUCAAAACAGUCAAAAAGGCACAAAUGAAGCAGCGAAAUGCUGAAGAGAAGACGAGGCGUAGGAAGCUAAAUCUGAAGGCCUUGACGAAGGUAGAGAGAGCCGCCCGAGACGCAGAGGAAGAUGCGGAGGCCAAUCGUGUGGCUCGCACUGAGGAAGGCACAAAUGCCGGACACGGCCAAGAUGUUCCCCAUACCGUGGACGCAGGCGUCCGUGAAUCCCAACUGGACAACCGUGGGAGAUCGCAUGCGAAGUCGCCCUCUCAUGAUUCUACCGCACACUCUGAAAGUCACCUUAACCCACUGCACCACGUUGGUGCCGGUCUGAAGGGCGUUGCGGGAGUUGCAGGCAAGGCAGGACGAGGCGUCAACGAUGCUCUGGGUACGAAGAAUGGCUUCGUGGAUCUGAGUUCCUCCCCAGAACAUACACAUCGGAACAUCCCGUCCCCUGUACCGGCAGAAUCGCUUGAAGCACCACGGACUGGCUCUCCGGUCGGGUCCAUGCUGACUUCGAGCUCCACAAGAGCCAUAAAGCGAUCUCAGGAUGCUGGCCACGGGAUGGAAAACUCCGUUCGCAAGGUUGAUAACAUUGACGACUUGUAUUCCAACGAAAGACCAAAGUUCUGGCAGUUCUGGAAGGCGCCUCAAGGCAAGUUUGCAUCACCAGUGCCACAAGGUGCCACAAGAUCAGGAUCCGAUAACGAAGAGUCUACCUGGGAAUCUUUCAAGCACUCCCUUCCAUUCAUGGGCCCCAAAGAGGAACCUUUCAAAUAUGACGAUGCGUAUGAAUGCGAAUAUAAUCUCGACAUGGAGACGGACGCGGAGUGGACAAAAUAUAUCAAAAGACGUGACCGCCCAACUCACCAUCUUCCACUCUUUGGGGCAAAUUGGAUGUUCGGACUUCCCCUGGUGACCAAGAAGGUUGACACGAUUUACUGGUGCCGCCAGGAGCUUGCUCGGCUCAACUUGGAAAUUGAAGAGGACCAAAAACACCCGGAGAGAUUUCCAUUCAUGGCCUCUGCCUUUAUCCAGUUCAAUCACCAAAUUGCAGCACACAUGGCCUGCCAAAGCAUUGCACACCACCUGCCCAAACACAUGGCGCCCCGGACAAUCGAGAUCUCGCCGCGGGACGUCAUGUGGGGAAACAUGGCAAUCAACUGGUGGCAGCAGUGGCUUCGGUCCGUGAUAGUUGUGACGAUUGUUGUUGGCAUGAUUCUCUUGUGGGCGGUUCCAGUGGCAUGGACAGCAGCCAUCGGCCAGGCUGAUGCACUGAUUAGAUCGAAUGGCUGGCUAUCUGGGCUUGAGAAGAACCCGGCGCUAGCCAACCUAGUCAAGGCAAUUGCUGGUGUGUUGCCGGCAGCUCUCUUGGCGCUUCUGCUCUUUUUGGUGCCUGUGAUCUUCGGGUUGCUGGCCGGCUUCCAAGGCGCAAAGACAGGCUCGGAGAAGACAGAGUUCGUACAGAGAUACUACUUUGCCUUCCUAUUUUUCCAAGUCUUCCUCGUUGUCUCUAUCGCGUCCUUUCUUUUCAAGUCUCUGGACAACCUGAUUAAUAGCUUUAGUGAACUAUCGAACGUCAGUACAGUGCUGAACGUAUUGGCUACCAACUUGCCCUCUGCUGCGAUUUACUUCUUUUCAUACAUGGUGCUGCAGGCGCUUUCUACCAGUUCUGGCACCUUACUACAAGUUGGCACUUUGUUUACGUGGUUCAUUAUGGCGCCAAUGUUCGACAGCACUGCCAGGCAGAAGUGGACGCGGAACACGUCACUCAAUCAGAUCAACUGGGGCUCGUUCUUCCCAGUUUAUACGAAUUUCGCUUGUAUUGGACUUAUCUAUAGCGUUAUUGCGCCGUUGAUUUCCAUUUUUGCUGUUAUCACCUUCGGCCUGCUCUGGCUUGCCCAGAGAUAUGCUAUGCUCUACGUCAACCGCUCGGAAACUGACACCGGCGGAGUCUUGUAUCCUCGGGCAAUCAACCAAACUUUUACUGGAAUUUACUUGAUGGAGCUUUGCCUCGCUGGAUUAUUUUUCAUCAUCAUUGACGAAAACGGCAAGAAUGCCUGCACACCACACGGCGCUAUUAUGAUAGUGGUGUUCCUGCUUACGAUACUGUAUCAGUACGUCCUUAACAAAUCGUUCUCACCCUUGUUUCGAUAUCUCCCAAUCACGCUCGAAGAUGAAGCUGUGCUUCGCGACGAGGCAUUCCAGCGCGCCCAGGAUAUCCGUUUCGGGCUCGUUCAAGAGGACGACGACGAUGAUGAUAACAGCGAACACGGGCGGAUGAACGUUGGAGAGAAAGCAGCGCAGAUUCCGGACAGCGACAAGGAUAUAGAGCUUCAAAAUCUGGAAUCCACUAAAACAGAAGGGUCGGCUGAUCUCUUAAAGCCGGUUAAACAAGUCGGGACGUGGGCCAAGGCCGGAGGCAAACAGGUCGGGACAUGGGCCAAGGGCGGUGGCAAUCAGCUUCGCAAGUUGAAGAAUAUGACUGACAACACUAAUGCUGCGCAAUACCGCCGCAACCAGCGGCGGAAGGACCUUGAGGCGCAGAAGGCUAUUGGCGAUGCCCUCUACGGCGGCAUUCCUGAUGACAUUGAAGACCUGACGCGCGAAGAAAGAGAUGUUCUUACCCAGCACGCAUUUUUGCAUUCUGCUUUGCGAGCUCGAAGACCGACGGUCUGGAUUCCACGGGAUGACUUGGGGGUGAGCGAUGACGAGAUUAGGCGCACGAAUGCUUUCAGUAAGCAUAUCUGGAUCAGUAACGAAGGCACAGCACUUGACAGCAAAGUGCGGGUUGUGUACGGAAAGAAUCCUCCAGAUUUCUCAGAGGUGGACAUUAUCAACCUAUAA
Messenger RNA from Pochonia chlamydosporia 170, 3741 nucleotides. RefSeq lists its product as hypothetical. Gene Ontology annotation, cellular component: plasma membrane. Lineage: Eukaryota; Fungi; Ascomycota; Sordariomycetes; Hypocreales; Clavicipitaceae. The transcript has 2 exons. The coding region runs from base 1 to 3741 and encodes 1246 amino acids. Gene Ontology annotation, molecular function: calcium-activated cation channel activity. The record is from RefSeq and is a predicted model, not a curated record.